AAAACGCAUGUUUUGGCGCCGUUUCUGUUGCAGAACUAAAACCCUAGCAGCCACGAGCAUAACCAUUUUUUCAAGUUACCCAGAAGCAAAAUUGAUCAAUCAAAAUUGCUUCUGGAGCACGAAGAAUUGGCCUCAACGAUGGCUGAUUCGUCUGUUAAGCCUGACAAGAAGAAGAAGAAGAAGAGGAAGCUAACCAACCUCGAGGAGAAACCAAGAACUCCGAAGAAGCACAGGACUGACGUACCAGAGAAAGAGAAGGAAGUCGAUGUAGGUGGAAGCUCAAAACAGAAAGAAUUUUAUAAUAGGAUUGAAGCAGAGCAUCCAUGGAGUAAUCUGCAACUGAUCCUAUCGCUUCAGAGUAAAGGAAUAGAUCUUCAAAAGAAGGUGGAACUAGCUUUCAGUUAUGUGAAUUCGAGGGGAAAAGGAGCCAUUGAAGCUGAAGAAGAUUAUGAAACAGUAAAAGUAUCCCGCCUUGUAGUUUUUCUUAGCGAUUGGGUGCAGUCAUUGUUGAUUUCUAUGGAUAAGAAAAUCCAAGUUGAGUCUGGAGAUGUUGAGGCAUGUUUAGAUUAUAGAUGCUGGCUUAUUUUCAAGUUUUGCUUGGAAGAAUCUUUGAGGUUACAAGUUUCAUUGAGUCUCUCACGGAAUCUCUUGCGAGCUUUCUGUUGUAUUUCGAGAAAUGUUUUUUUGAUACUCAAUGAGAUGUCUUUGCAUUCCAAAGAUUUGGUUGCUAUUGAUAAAGAGUUUGAAUUGUAUAAGGUUGUCCUGGAUUGUGUUUCUCUGGUAUUCUUAUCUCAUGGUGGCUUGUCUAAUGAAAAUUUGGACUUAUGGAUUUCUGCUGUCUCUGCUGUUCUUGAGCUUUUGCACAAAAUUUAUGAUGAGAAUCUUGAUGGUGGAAGUGCAGGCGUUUUUGCCCUUAGGUUCUCCUGCUUGAUGCUUGAGCCAUUUGCCAAAUUUCUAAGAGUCCACCCAACUCGGAAAAUUGGAUUUCGUGAAUUUGUAGAUGAACUUCUUGGGCCUCUAUUGCAUUCCUUGGAUGUCCUGCAUCUCCAUUUUGAUGGAAGCAAUACUGGCUUGACAAAAAACUUGUUGACUACAGUUGAAGAGGUUUUAUCUCAGGGACUGUUUCAUUCAGUUCACAUUGAUGGAUUUCUUAGCUUAAGCAGUGCAGAAAAAUAUUCUGCAUCUAUUGAUGGGAAAAUGAAAGACUCAAAAACAGUCAUUAAAAGUUAUCAUAGACAUUUGUUUGAUAAGCUGGAAAGGAUUAUGGCUUCAAAGAAGGAUUCUGAAUUAAGUGCCUUAGGAGAACUAUUUCACUUGCUUGUUUGUCAGGUAAAAAAUCAAAAAGCAGCUUCAACUUUGUCUGAAGAUAAGAUGGCUGAGAAAAUUGAAGGGUUCAGGCAUUUAUCUGGUCCCAGUUCUACAAUUUUACACCAAAGUAGCAGUGCUACUCCAGAAAAUAGUAAUGGCUCUUGUAAUUUGACGGCAGAAAAAGGAAAAAUGCUUUUUGACUUUUUUGUACAGAUUAUGGAGCCUCUUUUUCUUGAGAUCAAUGGCUAUCUUCAAACUGAUUUGGAAGUUGGCCCUCUAUUGUUGAAUGUUCACUGUAUACUCAAAUCAAUAAAUCAUUUGCUAGCGACCCUUUUUCAUGAACAAAUAUACACAAAAACAGAGGAUAUCUCUGAUGGAGCUUGCCUUAAUUUCUUGAAGAAGGCUUAUAAUACUAUUUUCUCAUUUUCCACCAAAUUACUUUGUUUGCCAAUAUGUGAUAUGGACAGCCAGAUGCAAGAGAGAUUAACAUUAUUAGCAAAACAGCUAUUUGUUGCUGUACAGUACUUUUUGGAUAUUGAAUAUGAAGUUAUUGAGAAUGAUUUAACUAGCUUAUGGUUUAUGGUGCUUUCAUACUUGGCUCUUGUUUGUUCCUGCAAGAAUGUGCCAUAUCAAUGGCCAUUGACUUCUCAGAUUAUAGGGUUUGGAAACCAGCUGGUUAAGCUUUAUGGUGACCUUCGACAGGUGGAGGGUGCCAUAUUUGCACUCUGUAAAGCAAUGAGGCUUAUAAUAGAACAAGAGAAUAAUAGUGGUGGUGAACAGAAAUUUGGUUGUCUUGGGUCCUUUCCAACCUUUUUACCUUAUGAAGCAUAUGCAAAAUCAGUGGGAAUGCUGCUAGGGGCAAAAGAAUUUAAAGUAGGCAUUCAAAACGGUAUCAAGUCCAUACCAGAGGGGCAGGCAAGUGAAUGUAUUCGGCAAUUAAGCAUAGACUUAUCGGAGUCCAUGAAAUGGAUGGAAAGAUGUUCUCUAGUGACUGACAAAAAGAAACUUCAGCAUUCAAAUACAGGAAGUAGGAUGCUACUUUUUGAUCUGCAAGUUGAACUUUAUGGAAGAGGACUGUCUGAAGUGUAUGCGAUAGUGUUAGAUUCAUUGAAUGUUACAGUUGGGAACAGUAACCUUGUCGGACGAUCUAUAAGAGACUUGAUUACUGCAAUUCGUCCCUGCAUGAGUAUUCUGGUUGGAUUGGAGCCAAAUAGUAUCCAUGAGUUCCUUUCUUAUAUCACAGGAAAAACCUUUCAUAAGAUACCUGACGAAAACAAACAUACUGUGUUGAAUUUUGGAGUAUCCACCUACUUGGUCUUUGUAUUCUUUCUUCGCUUAUACAUAUCCUGCCAAAGCUUAUAUAGGCAAACAGUCACUCUCAUGCCUCCAGAUGAAUCAAGAAAAAUGUCAGCAGUAGUGUGGGAUUCACUUACAGUAUACUCUGGCAGAGAUUUGAUGGAGAGAACUGAUUGGCCAAAUGAAGGUUAUUUUUCUUGGAUUGUCCGACCUUCAGCUUCUCUUCUUGUCAUUAUACAUUCUGUCUCUGACCUUUGUCUUAGGAGCAGCAAUUCAGAAUGUUGUCCUUUGAUAUAUGUUUUCCAUGCUAUGGCUCUUCAGAGGCUUGUGGAUUUGAACAGGCAGAUAAAGUCAUUGCAGUAUAUACUGCAAAGAACUGAUGGUAUCAUCCAGGUCAAAUUGCUUGAUGAUGCUAGCUUGUCACUGCAUCGUAAAAGAAGCAGAAAGUGGGGAAGUGUCCUUUCUGCUUUGAAGGAGGAGGCAGAGGGUCUUACUGAGUACAUUACAAGUUACCUCCCAGUAUUAGAUAAUGUUCGGAUUUCAGUUUGCGCUAAUGAUAAUGCAGCUUGUCUGGCUACCCAUGUCCAAGGUUUGGAUGAAAAUGAUAAAUGGGAUUUGGGUGUUUGUUCUGUGAAUAAGGAGUCAUUGCCUGCUGCAAUAUGGUGGAUUCUUUGUCAAAAUUUUGAUGUUUGGUCUAUUCAUGCUAGUUCAAGGAAGUUAAAGGCUUUCCUCUCCAAUGUGAUACGCACUUGCUUACCCUCUAUAACAAGGAGUUUCACUGAUGGGGAAAACAGCAGAGCUGAUGAAGCUGGUUAUCUGACAGUGCAUCAAAUCUCAUCAGAACUUCUGACUAGUUCCAUUCUAUAUGAACAUAAAUGCUGCCUUUUUUACCAGAUUGUCUGCAAGCAUUUGGCAUCAACAUUGUGCCGUCUGUUGAAGAAAUCAGUGCUGUCAUUAUUUAGGGAUUUUUCAAUUAGGGAUGUUGAUUUAAAUACGUCUCCUAAUUGGCCAGAGAUUUUAAAUACAGUUGGAAGCUUACAAAUGGAUGUUCCAGGGAGCAAACCUGUCGCUCAUGACAAGAAUUCAGAUGGAAAACCAAGUUCUCAUUUAUCGCUUAAGGUGCCUGCAGAUAUUUACACAGAUUUGCAAGGCAUGAAUUUUACAACAUGUCAGAGAUUGCUUAGGCUUUUAUGCUGGAUGCCAAAAGGAUGUAUGCAGUCCAAAUCAUUCUCACUUUAUGUCACUUACCUACUAAACCUAGAAUGGCAUAUAAUUAGGAGCUUAUUAGAAUGUCAAGCAUUGGCCUUACGUACGCAACAUGAGCUCUUAAGAUUGCUUGUAUCCAGCCGGAGGGCCUUGAAAUAUAUAUUUAUGGCAAUUUAUGAGGAGAAGGCAAUAACUAUCCAAUCCUCAGUGAUUUCAGCUCUUGAGGGUUCAUUUUCUGUUUCAUGGUUUUUCAAGUCGGUGUUCUUGGUGGUUGGGCUUCAAGAGACUCUGUCAAAAGAUCAGGCUGAUGAAAUUAGACACGCAAUAUUUUCUUUGAUGGAUCACACAUCCAAUGUGUUCCUAACAUUGAGCAAGUGUCACUCUAUUUGUGCAAUUGACUCAACAAUUGCUAAAAAACCUCAAGUAGAGAAAUUCAGCUUUAAUAUUUCUGAGGAACACAUUGCUUUAAGUGAAUCUGACCCAUGUUUGGAUUCCUCAGGAAAUAGUAAAGCCUGGAAAAGUAUUCUCCUUGUGGCUGAGAGUUUGAAGGAACAGACACAGGGAUUACUUAUUUCUUUGAAGGAUGGCCGUAUCAAUGAGAAAGCAGGAAAUAAUGUCAAUUUGAACAAACUAUCUUCUAUAGUUUCUUGUGUUAGUGGGUUCUUGCGGGGCCUAUCAUCUGUCUUCAACCACACAAGUGCAACAACAAUUGAUAAGGUGAAAUUCCUGGGUUGGAAUUCUGAAGAUUUGUCCAAAUUUGAUCUAUGUGUCAAUGUGUUUGCAGAUUUUUUUAGUUUCAUCUUGCACAUAUUGUUUGUUGAGGAUGAUCAUCAAUCCAGAUGUUCGUCUGAUGAUAAAAAUGUUGGAAAGCCUUCUGAUAGAAGUUGUUUGUCAGGUUCUGAGGAGUUUUCUGAUAAAGCGUCUCUUAAGGCUAAAACUUUAGGUGGUGAAUGUGAACAGUAUGGGGAAUUAAUUGCUGCCGAAAACUGCUCAGCUUCAUUGAGUACCGAUAAUAAAUUUUGGAAGGCUAGCAUGCACAGGAGUGAUUUGCAGUUGGAAGAAGCAACAAGCACUGUUGCCAGCAUUCUUAGUAAACUAGAUACCUAUGAGGUUAUAUUGCAUGAUAAAUGUUUGUUAAAAAGCUUGAUUAAAGAUGAUCAUCCUGAAGCUGCAAAUUUGCUUAGGCAAUUAUUGAUUGGUGCUUCAGCUCUUCUGAGACUGAAUUUGCCAACCAAUUAUGCUUCCUUGUUGUCCAGCUUGGUACCAUGUUGUUUUGGCAUAUCUAAAGUCUUGCUGUUGACGUUAGCAGAAGUGUCAAAGGUGCCAAAACCAUUCUCCUUUGCUUGGUUAGAUGGUGUUCUCAGCUAUCUGCAAGAAUUAGGGAGCUAUUUUCCCAAAUGGGACUUGGCUAUUCACGCCAAGCUGGUAGAGUUGCACUUAAAUGCUUUAGGAAAAUGCAUUACUUUGCAGGGAAAAGAAGCUACUCUGGCUUCUCAUGAAACAGUGUCAAGUAGUAAGAUAAUCCAGAUUAAUAAAGGAUCAUCUGAAACAUCUAUUUCUCGAAUGUCACUAUUCUUGAAUGAAUUUAAGGCUAAAUUAAAGAUGUCAUUCAAAGAGUUAAUAAGCAAGUCGUCAGGGUUGCAUGUUUUGUCUGCAAUACAAGCUAUUGAGAGAGCAUUGGUGGGAGUGCAUGAAGACUGUAAAAUAAUCUACAAUAUAAAUCUUGGAAGUGCAGAUGAUGGAAAGAUUUCUACAACUGUUGCAGCUGGUAUUGACUGCUUGGAUCUAGUUCUGGAAUAUGUUUCAGGUAAAAAAUGUUUCAGUAUUGUUAAAAGGCACAUGAAGAGUUUGGUUGCUGCUUUGUUCAACAUAGUUCUACACUUGCAAAGUCCAUCAGUUUUCUAUGGUACUCCAGCUGGUGGUAAUGUUCAUAAGGGUCCAGAUCCAGGAGCAGUCAUACUUAUGUGUGUUCAGCUGCUAAUAAGAGUUUCUGGGAAAAAAAAUUGGUUUCAAAUGGAUUCCUGGCAUGUGGCACAGUCUUUACACAUACCUGCGGCACUUUUUCAAGAUUUUGGUCAACUCAAACUUUCUAAAGUUCCACUUUUAUCUGAUGUAUGCUCCUUUGUGGAUAACACAGACUCUGUUUCUAUAGCAGACACACAUUCUUUUGCUGUAGAUCAACUAUUCUCGAUAGAAUUAUUUGCUGCAUGCUGCCGAUUAUUGUAUACCACUUUGAAGAAUCACACAAGCAAGUCAGAACAGUGCAUCGCUCUGCUUCAACAAUCUUCCUGUGUUCUUCUUCAUUGUCUGGAGACGGUGGGUAAUGACCUGACAGUCAGAAAAGGUCAUUUUUCAUGGGGAGUUGAAGAGGGAGUAAAGUGUGCUUGCUCUUUUCGGAGGAUUUAUGAAGAGGUAUGUGAUGUUAUCUCAAUGAUGCCUUUUGCACUGAUGUGGCCUAUAUCCUAGACGCUCAUUCCUUUAAUAGUAGCUGAUUCAAGCAAGUUAGGGUGAAUUGUUAUCUAAUACCACCUCCAUACAGGCUGUUUGGUAAUAGUGAUGAGGUUACAGAGACUAGAAUAGAACUUGUUUAUUGUAGAUUACAAGUAUUGAUGGUUCAGACUUCGCUAUGUUGAUUAGUUCAAGAUGUUUGUGGCUGAGAGCACCACCAUGCCCCAACCCUCAACUAGGGGAAAAGUCGAUUAAUAAGAUGGAAAUGAGUACAAAUAUUAGCUGUGAUGUUACAAGGUUAUGUCACAAUUUCAAAUUGUUCACUUCAUUUUCUGACCAGGCAUAUGAGAAGGCUUUUUGACAUGUGAAAGGGAAAGUAAUUGGCGCUGUACAUGACAUUGGAAUUUAUCAUAAAAGGUUUGUAAGAGGCUGUACUGCAGCAGAAUUGCCAAACAGUACAGGGGAAGGGAUUCGAGAAGAAAGGAAGAAGAAUUAGAGGAAAGGAAGAAGCAGCAGAGGAAAUAGAGAGAAAUCAGAAUUAGAGAGAAAAGGAGAAUAGUAUUUUUGUUUGAUCUUGUAGGAUUCGCCAAUACAUGUGUGUUACACACUUCAUAUACUAUUCUCUAACAGAAUACUAGCUGGAUAACAAACUUCCAGCUGUCCAACUACUUUAUGAAUCUAUGCCCAAUGUACCCUCCAAUUCGAAAUUACAUAUUUCUCUCCUUUACAUUUCUUUUCUUCUUUCUAUUAUACGUAACAAUACCCCCUCCAUGGGAACCUUCUUGUCCCGAAGAAGGAUUCAAAUCAGGGAACUAGGCUGUGUGAUGAAAGGCCGCUCUACACUAAUCCUCAUUCUAAUCCUCAUUUCUUCAAACUUAUUUUAGUACUCCUCUACACUUCCCUCUUGUCUCAUCUUCAUAAAUUCCUCCACUAUAUCUCCCAACCCUUAAUCCCCAAACCUAACACACAAUUCCCUCUCAUAAUUCUCCCAAGUAUGAGGACAUACUCUGUUAAUCCAAUCGUAAUAACAAGCAUUAGCUCAAUCAAUAAAAAAUAAGCUAGUAAUCUCUACCUUCUCUUCACUUGGGGCCUUGUAGUCUUCAAAGUGCUUAAUACAUUUUCUCACCCACACUCUAGGUUUCUUACCAUCAAAAGUUAUUAAUUUAAUUUUAGGGAGAUAUUUUUGCAUACCUCCAAGAUCAACCCAAGAGCCGAACACUCCCCUAGCAGAAUUUCUACUCCCAGAAUCCGAUCCUUGCUUCUGGUGCACAAUCUCUCUGGGUAUGGGUGAAAUUCCCCAUACCCCGACACUCACAGUAGUCCCAUUAACCACACUCUCUUCAUUGACUACCCCUUUUCCCCUAUCAUUCAUACUUCCAGUAAGAAGAGAUCGAAAGUCCUUCGCAAUGGAACUCUACAGCAUUCUGCUUGAUUUCCUUUCUCAACAAUUCCAUAUUUCUCCUGGACUCUUCUUUCAUAAUUAUAAUUUUGUUCAUCCAACUCUAACAUCCAACUCUAACCCAUCCAAUCUAACAGAAUCAACACCCACACUGCAAAUCUAGUCAUGUUGCGGUUCUCUUGCAAAAGAUUGAUACACUACCCACUUCUCAAUACCAAUUGUACUGAAGCAGAAUUGCCAAACAGUAUGAGGGAAGGGAUUUGAGAAGAAAGGAAGAAGAAUUAGAAGAAGAGAGGACGGAGCAGAGGAAAUAGAGAGAUAUCAGAAUUAGAGAGAAAAGGAGAAUAGUAUUUCUGUAUUGAUCUUUUAGGAUGCCUCUCUACAUGUGUGUUGCACACUUUAUAUUCUAUUCAGACAAAAAAAAAAGAAUAACAAAUUUCCAGUUUGUCCAACUACUUUAUGAAUCCAUACCCAAUUUAACCUCCAAUUCUAAUUACACGUUUCCCUCCUUUAAAUUUCUUCUCUUCUUUCUAUAAUACGUAACAGAGGCCUCUGAUUGUUUAUUUGUGAAAUCACCUUGGUUCCAUCAACAGAAUAAAUAAUAUUGGAAACCAUGUCAAGAAUUUAGAAACGUAUGGAGACAA
Molecule: messenger RNA, 8301 nt
Organism: Manihot esculenta (cassava)
Lineage: Eukaryota; Viridiplantae; Streptophyta; Magnoliopsida; Malpighiales; Euphorbiaceae
Exons: 8
Coding region: 139-6276 (2045 amino acids)
Biological process (GO): ribosome biogenesis
Cellular component (GO): nucleolus
Source: RefSeq, a predicted model, not a curated record